Molecule: messenger RNA, 914 nt
Organism: Topomyia yanbarensis
Lineage: Eukaryota; Metazoa; Arthropoda; Insecta; Diptera; Culicidae
Exons: 4
Coding region: 225-914 (229 amino acids)
Source: RefSeq, a predicted model, not a curated record
CAGUUUACUCAGUUUAUUGCUUUGCAAACCAAGAAUCCUACUUCCCGUAUAAAAUUGUUCGAAAUUUCAUCAGCGUUAUCGCCAAUUUCGAUUGGUGAAACGGUUCAAGCUGAACUUGAUAUCUCGACAGAUUAAGUGCUUCAGAUAUGACAAUAGAUUUUCGUAUCAAGUAGCUACCAGCCAGCUCAACUGCGGUUUAUUCUGUAUGACGUUCUGUUCUAAUAAUGAAGCUAUCAGUGCGCCCUUUUUAUUUAUUCACUAUUCUAUAUUUCGUAAAAGAUGUACUUGCUGCUGUAAAAAUUAUCGAGCCAGAGAUGUACAUCGCAAAGCUAGCGAAACGAUUUGUCGAAAUUUUAGAAACCCGUGCCAUAACUGGAGCCGACAUGCCAAUCGAAGACUAUACGGCUCCGAUCAGCCUCUCAGCGUCGGGAAUCCAUUUGGAAGGUAAUGUCUCUUUCCACUCUGCCUUUGUCACACGUAUUGGUUCGAUUGAGCUUAACAUGCAGCGCUUUCAGAAUAUCUUACGGGAUACUGAGGCUCAAAUCAAUGCGGGUAUAAUUUGGCGAAACAUUGGCGUGGCACUCGAUUUUUAUGCUGAUCUGGUCGGCUAUCAAGGACCAGGCACGCUGUUGGUGACCUAUGGUCAGUUUGAGUUGCCACUGACAACGCAACGGCUCUUUGCAACUGGACAAGUUUCGGGAAGCUGUACAUUCGGUUCGAUCAGCAGUCAAAACGAUAUUGUAAUUGUUGGACAUCCAAAUAAUGCACACGUGCAGAUGAUUGCCCGGGCGAUUAAUACGAAUUUUGAUUUUCGGGAUCCGAUGAUUGAAUCCUUUAGGCGAUGGAAUUUUCAAAAUGUGUUGAAUGUCGCAUUGUCAGAAAUUCCGUUUCCGGAAGUAUGCUACAAUUGUUAA